GGGCACCACUAGAAUUGACCGGAGCCGUGUGGUACUCUACCUCCCUAUAGAACACCGAAUGCAACAUCUCUCCAUUGUUGUCGCUGUCUGCAAGUUUCUGCCAGUACUACAGUUUAUUUUUUUCUCAUCCGAGUUUCAAGGGAGCUACUAGGAAAAAGAAGAGGGUGAUUCCACCUAAGAAAGGAUACCUCGGCGACCGGUUGCUGUGUGGAGUUUGCGCGCGAAGAUGGAGGGUUUUACCAAGUGCUGUCUGCUGGUGGUUCUGGCCGUGUGUUUCGGCAGUCUUUGCGUCAUGGGCGGUGACGAUCUGAUCGGGCAAGGCUAUAACGACGGAUUGUACACAGGAGAUUUCACCGACGAAGAGGAAGGAGCCGAAGCCUUCCAGAAUCUGAUUGGCGACCUCAUGAAUGACGUCGGCGCCGAAAAUAGCCUCCGGGACGCCAUGUUGGAAGACACGCUGGCGCAUGCGCAGUUCGGGGCCGAGACGAAGCGGACCAAUCGGUGCCGUCCCGGGAGGUGCGUCUUCAGAGGUCCCAAUCCCAACGCCGGCAGCCGGGUUCUACCAUUCGGGAAGAGGGAGGAGACACCAGCCAACACAUUAUCGCGGAGAGGACGCGGCCCAUCCAAGAACCGACCCAGAGGCAACCGGACCCUAUUGCCCUUCGGAAAGAGACGCUAACUUUCGUAAAAGGUUUAACUUGAAAUCGGGCAUUCCUCAGUGAAGCACAUUUCAGGUGAUUUUUGCAUUGAUUUUGAAGUUGUUAGCCCCUACUUUACAGUGGUCCAACUAUGAGUCCAAGAUGGCGGUCAUUUUCAGGUCCGAGUGAUACAAAUCCUUACGUUUGGCAGAUUUUUCAAUAUAAUUAUUGAUCAAUGACUCAAACAGCUAGUGAAAUGUGGUUCACUUCUAAUUCCUCCUAAUCGCAAAAAGCGUUUAUUUCUUCAUGUAAAUAAAAUAAAAAAUGAAUUCAAAUGAUUAAUUUUAAUACUGACAUAUACACUUAGGUUAUUUUCUUGCACUCUACGUAGAGAGGAAACAAUAGACUUUCCGUAAAAGAAAAACACUAGAUAAAUCAUUAGUAUCAGUUGUAACGUAGAUCAAAAACCACAAAGCUAGUUAGUUCAGAAUUUGCUUUUGUUUCAACCAUUCGCCAGGAAAAACAACUUACCUUGUGUUAAAUUAAGAACAUAAUACUGGAAAUAUCUUUGGACGAUUUCACAAUUCAAUCCAACCAAUGGAUAUAUUUUGUUCGUCAGCUUUUACUUUUUAUUGUAACUUGUUAUAAUCUUACUAAUAUUCGAUGGGCUCGUCUCUGCUUCUGUUUGUCUUUUCACCUCUUUUUCCAAAUUGUGAUUUCUUCUUUCUAUAUAGUUUGUGUUUUUGUAGUGAAUAGUAAGUUCACCAAAAUUGCACUAAUUUCUCGUAUUUAUAAAGACACUUAUAUGGAAAGGAAAUAACAUACUAAUCCAUGGCAGAUAUUAGGAAAAGCAGGUGCAAUUAAACAAAUUAAAACAGUCAGCAGGUUUACGUUCAUGUAUUUUAUCGUUUUUAAACAAAAUAGUCAGUUUUAGUUCUAGGCAUCAACUUAGUGAAUCCCUCUGUCUAUUGCAAUGUGUUCAAAUAUCGCCACAGUUAUCCAUAAUCCACUUUUAAAAACUAUUUAUUACACCUUUAUUAAUAACGUGCAGAAUGCGAACGCGGUGACUAUGUUUUGAGUAAAUUAAAUUGCCCUAGUCUAGAGCUCAGUUGAAGAAAAUUUGCCGAAAACGUGUUAUACUUUUAAUGGAUGACAAAUCGCCGGCUUUGUCCGAAUUCCGAUAUUAAUGCUUAAAGUAGUUGCAAAUUAGUUUAAAAAAAAACCAAAAACAGCAAUUGCCGGCCUCACAUCUCAGCAGAUUUUGUUGACCGUAAUUUAGUGAUAUCGAUCGUGCAUCAAUCAUUUUGCUCAGACAGAUGUGUAAUCUCUAUUGUAGCCUUAGGGCAAUGCAAGCAAGUGAGUAGAAAAUUAUCUGGUUCAUGAAGUUUGCUGUGAACAUGGGGAAAACAGAAACCCAACUUUGCAAAUUUACAAAACAUGCUUAAUUCAUAUCACGAUUACCCGGUUGGGCCUAUUGUAAGCUGUGUAAUGAUUCUCAUCGUGAAUUGGUUGCUGACUUUCAAUUCCUACAAUAACUCGCAUUGAAAAAGAAGGGGCGAAUGAACUGAUGCGAUCUAGCUAAAUGAGUCAUUUGUCGACCCCGGUGAAAUUUGUUUUAUUACAGAUUUGAAAGGAGCACAAUCUCAGCA
Molecule: messenger RNA, 2287 nt
Organism: Patiria miniata (bat star)
Lineage: Eukaryota; Metazoa; Echinodermata; Asteroidea; Valvatida; Asterinidae
Exons: 3
Coding region: 227-679 (150 amino acids)
Source: RefSeq, a predicted model, not a curated record